Benincasa hispida (wax gourd) is the source of this 613-nucleotide messenger RNA. RefSeq names its product nodulin-related protein 1-like. Lineage: Eukaryota; Viridiplantae; Streptophyta; Magnoliopsida; Cucurbitales; Cucurbitaceae. Gene Ontology annotation, biological process: regulation of abscisic acid biosynthetic process; response to heat. The record is from RefSeq and is a predicted model, not a curated record.
UCUAUAUAAUUAGUUUCAAGCAUCCAUAAACAGAUAAUCAAACUGUCAGUUUUGUAUCCGUUUUCACAACAUUCAUGGAUUUCCUGUCUAAACUCGGCGGCUCCUCCGACAAGCCACAGGACCAAAACCCAGACCACCACAAGACAUCGGCUUCCGAUCUCGUGUCCAGCGCUAAGCUGGUUGCUGACGCCGCCAAAUCCUCUUUUGGUGGCGGAGGCGACUCUGUUGACAAGGGCAAAGUCGCCGGAGCUGCUGCAGACCUUCUCGGAGCUGCUUCCGAUUACGGAAAAUUGGAUGAAACCAAGGGAAUUGGUAUGUAUGUUGACAAAGCUGAGGACUAUCUCAAUCAGUAUGAAAAGUCUCAUUCUGCUCCUCAUGGUUCAGGCUCCGAGCCGCCGAAGGAGGAGAAAGCCGCCGAGAAGGAAGCGGGAGGAUCUGGGUUUGGGGAUUAUUUGAAAGUGGCUGAAGGUUUCUUGAAGAAAUGACACUUUUUGGCAACUGGGUUUUUUUAUGUGGUUGUUUUUGUAAUUCUGUGUAAAUAAGGGUUUGCAUUUUCUGCUAAACCUAUGAUGAAUUUGUGUAGACUAGUUAAUAUUAUAUAUGUUUGAUAUGU